AUCUGACGGAAUGCUGGGUAAGCAGCAGUCUAUCCAUGGUGACGCUGACGCAUACGCGGUGCCCGCCACACGGUUCGCGCCAGUGGUCCCCGAGCUAUAACUCCGGUCCCCGCAGAAUCGAUCGCGCGCAGUCGAAAUCGCGAAUCACCGCGAAAAAAUGCAAAACGAUGAGUGUCGUUUGGUUAAAUAACAAAAUUUUUUGAAAAAAAAUUGAAAUAAGAUUCCCAGAGAGACAGUAUGAUCCGAGUCGGUCCCGAAGAAUCAAGCGGUCGAAAUCGCCAAGUUACAAGGAAAUCGUAAUCGUUCGGCAGAUGUCACGCAAUUUACAAUAAAGAUGAUAAGACUUUAAAUAAAAGUUUGAAAUAAUAUUUAAUUAAAAUAAGUGAAUUUUUGUGAACUAAUAACGAAUGUGAACAAAUUAUUUCGUGAUCAGCGAAAAUCGACGGCUUUUUCAAAGGUAUCAAGUCAUCUUUUUAAGGGGAAGAUACGACAAGUGAAUUCUAUAGAAUUUAGUCAUAUUUGGUGAAAUUAAAUUAUUAUAAUAAAAUUGGAAAGAAAGAUAUAGUUAAAAAGAAGAAGAAAAUAAAAUCAUUUAAUGACAAAUCAAAGAGACAUUAAAUAAAUGUUCUAGUCAUUAGAGUAUCAACAAAGACUUUAUACGUAUCAUGUGAUGCACGUUUGAUAAUUAGACGGUCGAUAAGAAUUAUCCAGAAUUAUUCUUUUUCCAAAGAAGCAACGCUUAAAUACUCAGUCUGAUAUUGUAAAGCGACUUUGAUCAUUUCUGGUGAGGAACACAUACGCAAGGACGCGUUUAAGCGGAAGGACAUUGAGAAUUUUUACAUUUCUCGGUCGUAUUCUUUACUCAACAAAGGUCUUUCCGCCUCUCCGUUAUCUAUCACGUUGACGGAUUUAUGACUGGUUUAAAGUAACAAGAAUUGACGAGCGGUCUUCGAGGUCGAUCGAGGCCAAAUGGAAUCGUUGAAUCAGAAUCUCGACACCUUUGGCAUGGCUGGUACAAUGGAUAGUACGGCUACGUGGUUGCCCCAUGUCAUGGACAACGUCACGCAAAACACUAUCGUCGAUGCGGAAUUGUCAAGAUUCUCGAAACCCUUGAGAACUUUUGCGGCAGUAGUGGCGAUCAUUAUCAUGAUAAUUGGUCUAGCUGGUAAUCUACUAACGAUCGUUGCUCUGUGUAAAUAUCCCAAAGUUCGCAACGUCGCAGCGGCUUUUAUUAUAAGUUUGUGCAUUGCGGACUUCGUGUUCUGUCUGCUGGUGCUGCCGUUCGAUUCUAUCAGAUUCAUCAAUGCUGGCUGGGCGGAUAUACGAUUCUUCUGCAUCUUCGUGCCGUUCUUCAGGUACGGAAAUGUCGGUGUCAGUCUUCUGUCUGUAGCAGCUAUUACUAUUAACAGGUAUAUUAUGAUAGCGCAUCACGCCGUAUAUAGCAAAGUUUACAAGAAAUACUGGAUCGCCGCGAUGAUAGUUUUCUGCUGGCUGUUUUCUUACGGGAUGCAGAUACCUACGCUGUUGGGAGUGUGGGGUAAAUUCGAUUAUGAUCGCAAUCUGGAGACUUGCUCCAUCGUCAAGGACCGUCACGGUAAUACUUCCAAGACAUUUCUUUUUGUCAUGGGGUUUCUAAUACCAUGUGUGGUGAUUGUUGGCUGUUACACCAAAAUAUUCUGGGUGGUGCACAAAUCAGAAUCAAGAAUGCGAAAGCACGCCGCACCAACGAUAAAAUCGCCUCAUACACCUGGGAGGGACAUUAAGGAAAUCAAGCAGAAGCGCAGCGAGUGGAGAAUCACGAAGAUGGUGCUGGCGAUUUUCAUCAGCUUCCUUGCGUGCUACCUGCCGAUCACCAUCGUCAAGGUGGCCGAUGCGGAGGUCAGAUGUCCCGAGUGCCACGUUUUGGGAUAUCUGCUGCUGUAUUUCGCGUCAUGUGUGAAUCCGAUCAUUUACGUUAUCAUGAACAAGCAGUACAGACAGGCGUAUGCCGGCGCGAUCGGUUGCUCGUGGAUAAGGGUGAGCUUAACUCCGUAUGGCAGCAGCGCACCGGGUGGUGGUCUUCAGGCUCAUCAGCAGGACUACGUCCAAGGUAACUUCGAGCAACGUCACGCGGUAACACUCACCAAGCUCUGAUCGAGCGCGCGACCACUCGCUCACUUCAUUAUUCAAAGGACUUCAGUAAAACAAUGGUGUCGACGGUCUCUAUCGCUAUGAAUCCUGUGAGAAGUUCGCAAUUCGAGGAGGAAUUGUGAUAUAUCGAGACGAAAAUUAAAAAAGAUCGAGAAGAGAUCAAAGGUUUUUUCGUUGAAAAAA
This is a messenger RNA of Formica exsecta, 2313 nucleotides long. RefSeq names its product G-protein coupled receptor moody (gene moody). The coding region runs from base 970 to 2133 and encodes 387 amino acids. Gene Ontology annotation, cellular component: membrane. The record is from RefSeq and is a predicted model, not a curated record. Gene Ontology annotation, molecular function: G protein-coupled receptor activity. The transcript has 9 exons. Gene Ontology annotation, biological process: G protein-coupled receptor signaling pathway. NCBI's taxonomy places the organism in Eukaryota, Metazoa, Arthropoda, Insecta, Hymenoptera, Formicidae.